CUUGGCAGGGCAGGGCGUAAGCGAGAGAAAAAGAGAACAGCAGCGCAAACGACAUAGGCUUGAGUGAGGACAAAAAAUAGCCUGGGAAGAAGUAGAUGUGAGAAAGACUCUACAGCAGGGAACACAACCACACGUACUGCCUGGGAUUUUAGAAUAGUUGCAGGGGGGAUCAUGGCCUCUCUGCUGUUGGGAUCUAUCUGUGUUCUCUACAUCUUGUCAGCACUCACGCAUGCAGCUUCCUCGCAACAGUUUAACACAGUCUACAGGGUAUGUGCUCGAGGAUUCUUCCUGAGUGAACAGGAAACCUGUCUCCCCUGUAACUGUAAAGGCCAUGCUGAAAGCUGUGAGGAUAUCACUGGGAUAUGCAUUGAAUGUCAAGAUCACACGGUUGGAGAUUUCUGCGAGCACUGUGUAGAUGGAUUUUUACCUGUGUUUCUUCCUGAUGGCACCUUCAUGUGUAGACCAUGUGCCUGCCCGCUAUCAUUGGAGUCUAACAACUUUGCAGCUCACUGUGAUAAGAGGGGUAAUUUUCUGAGAUGUGUGUGCCAGGAGGGAUAUGCUGGACACUACUGCGAGAGAUGUGCUCCUGGUUAUUAUGGCAAUCCCAUGGAGGUGGGCAAUUCCUGCAAAAAGUGUGAUUGUAAUGGCAACUCAGACCCGAACCUUAUCUUCAAUGAGUGCAAUAAUAUGACGGGCCAGUGCCUAAACUGCUGGGCUAACACCACUGGUGACAACUGUGAAAGAUGUGCUCCGGGUUUCUAUGGUGAUGCCAUCAGUGCUAAAGACUGUCGGGAGUGUCAGUGUGAUAAGUGUGGUACUGCAUCAUGUGAUGACAGGACAGGUGUGUGUCACUGUAAGCCCGGGGUCACAGGUCACCUAUGUGACAGGUGUGAGGAGGGUUAUUCCGGAUUUAGCAGCUGUAUGGGUUGCCGUCGGUGUGAAUGUGCUUCUGCUGCCCUGCGUGCCACCUGCCACCCUCUUACACACAGCUGCCAGUGCCACUCAGGGGCUGGAGGCCGGUACUGCGAGCGCUGCCUGCCAGGAUUCUGGGAUUACAGCCCAAACGGCUGCAGGAAAUGUGAUUGUCCAGAGGAGAAUUGUGACAUGCACACAGGAGAGUGUCUUCCUGAGGCCUCGCAAAUCAGCGAGUGUAAUAUUAACUGUGAUGCAUGUAUUUGGAAUCUGAUCGGAGAUAUUCGUCAGUCCAACAAAACUCUGGACCAAGUGAGGAAUAGCGUGCUGAACAUUUCUACAGGAGCUGCUGCCAAUGACAGAUUAAAAUACUACAACUACACUGCACACAGACUACAGGCUCAGUUUUUAGGUUGGAGAAAUAAGUAUGCCAUGAUGAGAGAAGAUACGGGGCACCUAGAGGAAGAAACACAAAAACUGCUUACUGACAUGGAACUGCUCGCAGGAGAGGAGGAAGAAGUGCAGUCAUUGGGAGAGCGGGUGGAUCAAGAGACACUUGACAGCUCCAUGUUAGGAAAUACACUUAUUGCUAACUUCUCAUCACUCAAUGUUCUCAUAGAAGAUAUGGUCAGGGAUUGGGAAUUAUACGGUGUCCAUCAGGAGUUAGAUCCUCAGGUAAAGUUGCAAAAAUUAGCAGAAGCUGAACGGAUCUUAGGCUGGAUGAGAAAUCUGGACCUCUCACCCAAAGAACCGCUUGCUACUGAUGAGUCUUCCGAGGCCCAUGAAUUGCUCCGGCGCGUGCGCCAUUUUGAGAAAACUCUGAUGACUACACAGGGGCGCCUGUUGUCUAUGCGGGAAGUGCUGGGUCGAUUCACUUUCAGACUCUUUCAAGCUCAGGAUCUCCUCAACAAAGCUGAAGACACACUGCAGCAGACACUAGACAAAUACAAGACCAACCAGCUCAAACUACAGAGGAGAGAGGCACAGCAGCAGCGUCUAAAAGACAUCUAUGACAGUGUCAAUCAAACUAUUGUUACGGCUGGUGUAAUUGUCUCUGAGGCAAACCUGACUGUCCUUGAGGUGGAAGAUAUGAUCAUGAAUGUGAGAGAACAGCAUGCAGAAAUCGAUGGAGCUCAUGUGUCACUGGAGAGAAAAACAGAGAAAAUGUCUCAGUCAGACAGAGAACUAGUUCUGAGAGCCGAGGAUCAUGCUGAUGAUCUGCGAAGACAUGCUGAAGAACUUCAGUAUAAUCUGAAAGGAAGCGAUGCAAAUGGACACGUGCAGAAAGCCCUGAAUGCCUUAAAUGUGUAUGACAAUAUAGUCAAAAACAUAGAUGACGCUAACAUCACUGGCCUGACCACUCUCAACAUCUCCAGCAGUACUCAUGACGCUGUUGACGGAUUAAACUCUCAACUGAACCUCAUGCGCUCUCAGAGUGACAAUGUGUACACAGAGGCCUCAUCCCUGUACUUUCAGCAGGCAGACAUUGAAUCCACAGUCCUUGACAAUAAGAAAUACAUCGAAGAGACUAAUGAGAUGAUGGAUAGCUCCUCUAAAAAAAUAGCCAAGAUCAUCAGUGACAUCAGUGCAAUUCAUAAAGAUCGGACUCCGAAACGUCUGCAGUUCACUCAGGAAGUGGCUGAGGGCACUCUGAACCGCUCUGCUGAAGUGUUACAGAUAGUGACACCCAUCUUAAAGAGAGUGGAGGAGUGGGAUGGCAACAUGAAAAAUGAGGCAUAUUCUGCCGAAGCAUUUGACCGCACUGUUCUGUCUGCCGGCGAGGCUGUUGAGGACUUGUCAGAGAUUGUGCCAGAGCUACUCAAUAAGCUGCGUGUGGUUGAAGAGAAAAAACCUGUGAAUAAUGUCUCCACAAACAUCAUGAAAAUUAGAGAACUCAUCGCACAGGCCCGUAGUGUCGCGAAGAAGGUUCAAGUGUCCAUGAAGUUUAACGGCCAGUCUGCCGUAGAGGUUCAUCCCCACUCCAACCUAGACGAGCUAAAGGCGGUCACGUCCAUCAGUUUCUACAUCAGAGUGGACCCAGACAAAGACCCAAUUGAAGAUCGGUUCCUACUGUACCUCGGAGACAAGCAAGGACGUAAGGACUACAUGGGACUGGCCAUAAAGAACGAUAAUCUGGUUUAUGUGUACAAUCUGGGAGGAGAGGACGUAGAGAUUCCACUCAGUUCAAAGCCGGUCAGCUCCUGGCCUCCUGUCUUCAAUCUUGUUAAAGUGGAGAGGUUGGGUCGCCAUGGUAAAGUGUUCCUGACAGUUCCGAGUCAAGACACCGCAGCAGAGCAGAAGUUUAUCCAGAAAGGAGAGGCGGAUGGGACAGACUCCCUGUUUGACCUUGACCCUAAAGACAAUAUUUUGAUUGUGGGAGGAGUGCCUCCUGAUGUGAAGAUUCCUCCAGCUUUGAGCUUGGCUCCUUUUGUUGGUUGCAUUGAGUUAGAGACUUUGAAUAGUGAUGUCAUCAGUCUGUACAACUUUAAGCAACUUCACAAAAUGGAUGUUGCAGCAUCGAUGCCUUGUCCCAGGCAUAAGUUGGCUUUCUCUCAGAGUCGCGUGACAAGUUAUUUGUUUGAUGGCAGCGGCUUCGCUUUAGUCAACAACAUUGAGAGAAGAGGCAAAAUUGGCAUUGUUACUCGGUUUGAUAUCGAAGUUCGUACUGUUGCCAACAACGGCAUUCUAUUCCUCAUGGUUAAUGAGACAAAUUUUUUCGUGCUGGAGCUGAAAAAUGGGUUUCUCCGUCUGAUGUACGAUUUUGGUUUUACUAAUGGUCCUGUCAUCAUGGAGAGUAACUUGGCCAAACUCCAUAUCAACGAUGCUCGAUAUCAUGAGGUGUCUGUGAUAUAUCAUCACUCUAAGAAGAUCAUUCUGCUAGUGGACAGAAGCCAUGUCAAGUCCAUGGAAAAUGAAAAGAAACCCUUACCAUUCUCUGAUAUCUAUAUUGGAGGAGCUCCUUCUAGAAUUCUGCUCUCGAGGCCAGAACUAUCAUCUCUGGUGGGAUUGAAGGGUUGUGUAAAGGGCUUCCAGUUCCAGAAAAAGGAUUUCAAUCUCUUGGAGGAGCAAGGAACCAUUGGUAUCAGCAGUGGCUGUCCUGAAGAAUCAUUUAUGUCUCGUAAGGCCUAUUUCAUGGGUGAUGGCUAUCUGGGCUCUACAGCUAAAAUCUCACCAUUCGAGUCUUUUGAGGGAGGACUAAACUUCAGAACUCUACAGUCUAAUGGACUCCUAUUCUACCACAAAGAUGGGUUGGAUGAGUUUUCUCUCUCAUUGGAGAAUGGUGCAGUGCUUCUCCAGUCCAAAGGAACCAGAGUCAGAUCACAUAAGAAGAAUUAUAAUGAUGGACGGCCUCAUUUCUUAGUUGCCUCAGUGACCAAUCAGAAGUAUGAACUUGUAAUUGAUGACAAAGACAAGCAGGAGAAGAAGAAGCCGUCUUCCACGCCUCAGUCAGAUAAUGUUCCAAAGACCUUCUACUAUGGAGGCUCUCCUAUGAGUUCCAUACAGAAUUUCACUGGGUGCAUCAGUUACGCAUAUAUUAGCAGGCAGGAUAGAGAUAUAGAGCCAGAAGACUUCCAACGUUACAGUGAGAAUGUGCAGGUGUCACUACAGGACUGCCCAGUGGAAAGACCCCCCGCUGCUCUGCUCAAAGACAGCAGAGACUCCUCUAGACGAAGUCCGGGACACUCCCGCAAGGUGGGCAGGGAUGAGUCAAGUCUGACACAUGGCUUGAAGAGCAAUCCUUUGGAUGUUCCAGAGACAGAGGCUGCUUCGUGUUACCUGUCCUCCCGCCCACGAGUGACCCGCCACGCUUACCACUAUGGUGGUUCAGCCCACAGCCGACAUGAGUACACAGGCGUUGCCAGUGUUAUCAGAAAUGAAUCUCACUUUUCUCUAGCUCUGAAAACUCAUUCAGCGUUCGGUCUCAUCUUCUACAUGGCUGACGAGUCUGAGGAGAACUUUAUGGCUCUGUUCCUCACUCAUGGAAGGCUGGUAUUCACUUUCAGUUCAGGCCAAAACCAUGUCAGAAUCCGAUCCAAAGAGAAGUACAGUGAUGGACAGUGGCAUGAUAUUAUCUUUAUCAGAGGUGGAAAUAUGGGCAGACUGAUAAUUGAUGGCCUUACGGUAUUAGAGGACAGAGCCCCGGGCAGAAACAUCUCACUGCUUGUCCAAGAUCCUCUCUAUGUCGGUGGGGUGCCGCCUGAUCAGGCUAAGAAAAACAUUCAGAAGACAUCUGUGUCUAGCUUUUCUGGCUGCGUGCGGAGUCUCCAGCUGAAUGGCCGCUGGCUCACCUCUGUCUCCAGCAGUUUUGGGGUCACACCCUGCUACGAAGGCCCCUCAGAACCAGGGACAUACUUCACUGAGGAGGGAGGAUAUGUGCUGCUGGAUGACUCCUUUAAUUUUGGCUCAACAUUUAAGCUGGUGAUGGAGGUGCGCCCUCGUGUGGCGUCAGGAGUGCUACUGCAUGUCUUUACUGGAGAGAAGGAAUAUCUCACCCUGUACAUCUAUCAAAGCCAGGUGGUGGUGGUGGUGAAUAAUGGUAUCCGUGAGUUCUCCACCUAUGUGUCUCCUAGACUAGAAAUCUGUGAUGGAAACUGGCACAAGAUCACAGUGAUCAGAGAUGGUACCGUGGUGCAGCUGGAUGUGGACUCAGAGGUGAAUCACAUCGUGGGGUCUGUCAGUGAACCAGCACAGAACACCAGUGCUCCAGUGUUUAUUGGAGGAGCCCCAGACUCCAUGCUGUCUCACAGUCUCCACAUCAAGAGGGGCUACACAGGCUGCAUGAGGAACGUGUCUGUGAAUGAGUCUCCUGUGAGCUUCAGUAAGGCAGCGCUGGUCACCGGUGCAGUCGGUGUGGGCACCUGUCCUGCUGCUUGAGCGACGGCCACUCUGGGUCUCCUCCACAACAGAAAUGAACCUGUGUCAUUGUCUCUAACAUGCCUCUUCAGCAACAUUUAUAGCUAUUCUAUCUCUAUAUUUCAUUAAUGACCAAUGAGCUGUAAGACAGAGCACUGUUACAAUUAUGUUAACUUGUUACCAAAGGUUCUUCAAUUGAGGUAUAUGUAAUAUCUAUAAAAACCAUGUACCUUAAACAAAUUUGCACAAAAUAUUAACAAAGCCAUAUAAGAUAUAUAUAUAUAUAUAUAUAUAUAUAUAUAUACAGUUCACAGCAUAAAUGAGUACACCCCCUCUGAACAAAUACAAAAGAUGUAUUUUCUUUAUGAUCACUAAUACAAUUCAUGGAAAGAUGAAAAAACUAAAAUGUAUUAAACAUAUACAUAAUAAAAACUGAGAAAUAUAUGUCAUUAAUAGCCAUAAAAUAAGUAAAUUAGCCAAUUUUGUUUAAAUUAAGGAUUGCAGAAAUGAGUACACCCUAGAUUUAAUUAAACAAAUGUAUAAUAUUCUAGUACUUAGUAUGCCCUCCAUAAUUUUGAAUAUACUACUCUGACCCUUCUUGGCACGGAGUGUACAAGUUCAUGACAAAUUGUCACGUCUGUCCUGUUUUAACUCCUGGAUGAUGAGCUCCUUAAAUGCCCUGAUCUUUAAUGGGGAGUGUUGCUCAACUCGUCUCUACAGAAUCCCCCACAGGCGCUCAAGAGUGUUAAGAUUGAGUGCAAUACAUGUCCACAGAAGGUUUUUCACCUUGGGAGAAUGCAUAUCUUCAAUGUCAUGUUGAAAAAAUGCCCAGCAAUGCAGGGAAUGAGGAAAGGGUAACAUCAUCUGUUUCAAGUUUAUGUAUUAAAUUACACAGUGUUGUGGGAAUUCAUGACAACAUUGAUAAAGCACAACUUCCUCACAUCUUCAGCACUCAUACAUCCCUAUAUAAGAGCUUUACUACCACUGAACUUUAUUGUGGGAAACAGGCACUUUUCACUGUACUCCUCCUCUAGCAACACCAUAACAUUUUGGAUGCUGUUAGAUCCAAAAUGAUUGAUUUGGCCUCAUGAGACCAGAGUAUUGAUUCCCAGAAUCUAUAUUUUGUAAAUAUGGGCUUUGGAAAUGGCUAACUGACUUUAUUGUGCUUUGGCUACAGUAGGUAGUUCCAGUGAGAACAACAACCAUGCAUGUCAUUUCUGCAGGCUGCAUCUUACUCUGUGAGAUAAACAGUCACUCUUUUCAUAGCUUUUACUGGCUCUGAGACACUCGCUUGGUAUUUCUCCUGCUCUUUGUCUAGCAAAAAAAAUCCCUCAUCACUAAAUGAAAGCUUAAAAUGAAGGCCUGAUUAUUUCAGGGGGCCUUUUCACAAGUCCAUUGUUUUUGAAUUUCUGUGUUACUUUUGCUAUAUUUUCACACUUAAAACAAUGAUUUGGUAAUCCUCUUGUACCACUGUCCUCUUCUGUGCUAACAAAAUAAGUCUCCUGACAGUUCUUUCCCAAGUGGUUCCAUUGUUGUCAGCAUUAAGUCUGAGAAUGAUUCAGUGGGCUAUAUAACACUUUUAAUUGUCAAGAAAUUAUUUCUCUUUAAAUGUUUUGGUUCAACAUACUUACCUAUUGAUCAAACAUUGCCUUAAACUUACACCAGAAAAUUUUUAUUUUGUUUUAUUUAGUAACUUUUAGAAGGGUGUUCUCAUUUUUGCUACACAACAUUUUAUCACCUUGAUAAAAAAUCUUAUUUUCCUGAAUAAUUUUGACAUGCUUCUUUGGUAAUUGAUUAAGCAGACUUGCUGGAACAUUAUAUCUCUAAAGAACCCUAACAUGUCUUCUAAGUAACUGAGUAAUUGCUGACUUUCAGAAGUUUCAGAGAGGGUGUACUCAUUUAUGCUGUGCACUGUAUAUAGUCAUGAUAUUGUCUUGACAUAACAGAUAAAUAAAGUCCUUCACUCACUGCA
This is a messenger RNA of Ctenopharyngodon idella (grass carp), 7738 nucleotides long. RefSeq names its product laminin, alpha 4 (gene lama4). Bases 172 to 5787 code for a protein of 1871 amino acids. The record is from RefSeq and is a predicted model, not a curated record. The transcript is spliced from 40 exons. Gene Ontology annotation, molecular function: signaling receptor binding. Gene Ontology annotation, biological process: regulation of cell migration; regulation of cell adhesion; regulation of embryonic development. Lineage: Eukaryota; Metazoa; Chordata; Actinopteri; Cypriniformes; Xenocyprididae.